CGCGGCUCACAUCACAAGGCCUCAACUUAGUUUUGGAGGAUCCAAAACAGAGACUGCGAUGAGACGAGGAGGGCGGCGACGGCUUUCAUUCAGACAUUAACCCUCUUCAGGAGACCGGCCGAGGAUUAAACCGUGCUAAUAAAUCCAAGACAACAAAGUGUUCAGACAGCAAAUCCCUCCACCUCUGAGCACCAGUGCUUCUCCAGUGUUUGCGCUGUCAGGGUGAUGUCAGCAGCCUGUCUCGUGCGCCUGGCAAGGUGCAGUGGUCCUCAUUUGGGUCGCAGUGGUCUUCUGCACAUGGCCCCGGUCCCACUAACAUCCCAGCAGGACAGCCACCUCCAGUUCACAAUCUCCCGGAGACACAUUUACAGCCCUACAGGAAGACAGUACAGCAACACACGCUUUGAUCCAGACAGCAGCGGCCGACCCACUACCUGGGAUUCGUUCGGCAUCUGGGACAAUCGUAUCGACGAGCCCAUCCUGCUGCCCUCCAGCAUUCGCUACGGCAAGCCCAUUCCCAAAGUCAGCUUAUCGAAAGUAGGCUGCGCCUCACUCAUCGGUCAGCGCAAGGAAAAUGAAGACCGCUACCAGCUCUCCCAAAUGACUGACGACAUCCUCUACUUUGCUGUGUUUGAUGGGCAUGGCGGGCCAGAAGCAGCCGACUUUUGUGAGAAAUAUAUGGAGAAAUUCAUCAAGGACCUUGUGAAAGAGGAGUCUAAUCUGGAAUUAGUUUUAAAGAAGGCCUUCCUCGAAGUAGACAAAGCUCUCAUGAAGCACUUGCAUUUCUCUCCAAACGUACCCGGGGUAAAUCCAGGAACCACCUCCACUGUGGCCCUGCUGAGGGACGGCAUUGAGCUGGUGGUGGGCAGUGUGGGCGACAGCCGCGCCAUGCUGUGCCGCAAGGGCAAGGCCCUUAAACUCACUGUCGACCACACUCCUGAGAGGAAGGACGAGAAAGAGAGGAUAAAGAGAAGUGGGGGUUUUAUCACCUGGAAUAGUCUGGGACAGCCAAACGUCAACGGCAGGCUGGCCAUGACACGCAGCAUCGGAGACUUUGACCUGAAGAACACGGGCGUUGUCGCCGAGCCGGAGACCAAGAGAAUAUCGCUGCACCACGUCCACGACUCGUUCCUGGCGCUGACCACAGACGGGAUUAACUUCAUCAUGAAUAGUCAGGAGAUCUGCAAUGUCAUCAACCAGUGUCACGACCCAAAGGAGGCAGCUCAGAGAAUAUCUGACCAGGCUCUUCAGUAUGGCUCCGAGGACAACAGCACAAUAAUCGUGGUGCCCUUCGGCGCUUGGGGAAAACACGAGAGUUCUGACUCAAAUUUCUCCUUCAGCAGAAGUUUCGUGUCGAGCGGACGCUGGGCGUAGUCGGCAGCAGGACGUCGGAUGAAAAGGUGCUGUCUCUGGGCCUAAUUAAUGUGUGCAAUAAAAAUCAAACAACAGUUCUCCUUGUGGAAACGUUCGAAAUAGUGUGCUUUGCCCAAACAAUUAAUACCUAAUGAGGGUUAUUAGCCUCUGUGGAAGAAGAGGCGGUGAAUUCAUGAUGUGCACUAAAAGAAAAAAAACAUCCUCUUUGUAAUAAGGUUUUAUCUACUAGUAAGCCAAUGACCUUAAAGGUGCUAAAAGCUGGUAAGUGUCCGAAUGGCAGACACUCAGGUGCUGACUGUCUGCCAUUCAGAUCAUUUUUUAUCUUUUUAGCUGUUCAUAAAGCCCAAGUUUGCACUUUGUUGUUUUCAUGUUUAACUUAACUCAACGUCAUCUGGAUUUUAGCAGUUGUUUGACUUUUCUCAGCGUUAACAGCAUAGAGGAAAGCUACUGAACUUAAAUUAAUCUGAGAGUUAAUUCAGCCUUUGUAUGAAAAUAAACAAAUCUACUUAAAUGUUCAUAGAACAUCCAGAAUACUGAAACAACUGGAAUUGAUAUAAGUAGCAGGAACAUCUUAAUGACUUAAUCUUAAUCUUUGCCCCCGUCUUCCCCGCAAACGUUCAACAUAUUGUUUUCUUUCUACUUCUAAUACUGACUUAAAAGCACCAUUUUAAAAAAAGAAGAAAAAAAGCAUUGAUGCUCAAUUGCACAGUCGUGACAGUUUUGGGAGAAGAUGAACAAAAAAACCCUGAAUGUUCUGUGAUCUUGUGAACAAAGUGUGAAGAGUCUGACAUGUAUUUAAAAAAAUAUAUAAGAUAUUCAUGUUUUCUUGCAGUUGAAGCAUCGCUCACGCUUGUUUAAGUGUUAAUAUCUGUACUGAUUUGAAACGGGUGUUGUUCGGGGCACUAAAGCGUGUUGAGGGUACAGAAAUGUAUAGUUUUGUAAAUAAUUCUAUUUAUGUACAUCUGGAGAACUGAUCGUUCUGUGUUGCAUUUAGCGAUAAUAACUCAUCUGAAGAGGAUCUCUCAUAUGAGAAUAUUUCACACGUACGGGAACUCUGCCGAAGGAGCUUGUAUUGUUUAAAGCUGCACCAUUCUGACCUGUUACAAUCCUCAUUUUCACCACGUAUGUGUCACCCAGAAAGAGCGAAGCACACUUAAUGCAACACUAAAGAAGUGUUCAGCUAAGAGCCAUGUAUGACAAUGUGAAUGUUUGCUUCAAUGCCCUCCAUGAUUAAAGAAUACAAUCAAAACCCUGCAGGGUGUAGGAGUAAUUAAGCUGUAUACGUAAGUUGUCUUGGUUGACCUGAUGUGAGUGGUUUCCGGUGUAAGGGCAGAUUCAACGUUACAUCGUGCAGUUUUCUUUUUUGUUCUGUGCUUGUUAAAACUAACACUUCAUAUUUAUCAGCCAUCUGCGAGACUUCAUUUGUCGCCAUCCUCAAACUCAUUUAUAAAUGUUUUGUAAAUAAUGUUUUCCUCCACGUUCACCUAUUGAAUGAAACUGAUUUUAUUAUAAGGACUUUAACUUUAUGAUUAACACAUAAUUAUUACAGCUAUUUAAAGUUCUGUAUCACACUGUGUUCAGUUUCUAUUCACUGUAUUUUGUUUCAAUGCCGUUCAAAUAUAAUCAUUGCAGCUAUGGAUUUGUAUCUGGGACCUAAAUGUGACUGUUACCUACACUCUUGUUAGUACUGUAUUUUUGGUCUGAAUGGCUGUAAGACACUGCAAUUAAAAACUAUAUACCAAAAAAUG
This is a messenger RNA of Larimichthys crocea (large yellow croaker), 3122 nucleotides long. It is a transcript of the gene ppm1kb, whose product is annotated as protein phosphatase, Mg2+/Mn2+ dependent 1Kb. The transcript is spliced from 7 exons. The record is from RefSeq and is a predicted model, not a curated record. The coding region runs from base 226 to 1374 and encodes 382 amino acids. Gene Ontology annotation, molecular function: protein serine/threonine phosphatase activity; cation binding. Lineage: Eukaryota; Metazoa; Chordata; Actinopteri; Sciaenidae. Gene Ontology annotation, biological process: protein dephosphorylation.